Molecule: messenger RNA, 2477 nt
Organism: Nicotiana attenuata
Lineage: Eukaryota; Viridiplantae; Streptophyta; Magnoliopsida; Solanales; Solanaceae
Product: bifunctional adenosine 5'-phosphosulfate phosphorylase/adenylylsulfatase HINT4
Exons: 7
Coding region: 48-536 (162 amino acids)
Molecular function (GO): catalytic activity
Source: RefSeq, a predicted model, not a curated record
GGCUACUCCUCCUCAAGAAGUAAAGAACAAAUUCAAACAAUGGUGAAAUGAUCCGUCAUUUGACAGAGGGCGGAAGAAUGAUAAGGGGAGCAGCUCUAUCGGAAUGUAUAUUUUGCCAAAUUGCUACCUCUUCCACUUCCACCCCUCUCCUCCACUCCGAUGAUAAAGUUGUUGCAUUUCGAGAUAUUAAUCCAUCUGCCUUCAGGCAUUACUUGGUAAUUCCAAAACAGCACAUUCCAACUGUCAAAAACCUUCGGAGAAGCCCAGAAGAUUUCUCCUUGGUGAGUCACAUGUUAGAUGUCGGGAAGAGUCUGUUACAUAGGGAUGCACCUCAGUCCAAGCAUUACAGAUUUGGUUUUCAUCAGCCCCCAUUCAACAGUGUUGAUCACCUCCACCUCCACUGCUUUGCACUUCCUUAUACUCCAAGCUGGAGGUUUAUAAAAUACUUAUCAUUGGGACCACUCGGUGGAUUUAUUGAAGCUGAAAAGCUAUUGGAGAGAAUAAAGCCACAAAUUCCUCAUCACUCAUCUAUGUAAUCGUCUGUGAAUUUGUGGUUUCUAAUUAAAAUUGGCAAAUGUGUAUUUCAUGCUUCGUACCCGAAUUGCUUUAAGAAUGAUAAUCUCCUCUGCAAGUGAAAAUGGUUUGUCUGAGUAGUUACUUCUAUCUUUUAAAUGAGUGUACUAAAAGGGAUUUCUGUUUCCGUGUUUGUUGCUUACUUGCUUUUGGUAGCAGGUUAGUCCUUGACCUUUUUAUAAUAUUAACUACUGGUUUUCUUCUUUUUGCAAGAAACCGUGCGUGCAAUUAGUCAGAAUCUCUUACAUUUCACAAGUAAAGGUGAGCUGUGUAUAUGGAUUUGGGUUCAUUAGCAUUGGUCAAAAUAAAUUGCAAAUACUGUGUCAUUUCAAACCUGUGUUGCUUGCCCUUUAGUGCCGAGAGAAACCAAAAAACUGAAAAACCAUGUUCACAUCCUAGCUUUAUCUAUUUUUAUUUGUGUUUUGCUUUGUACUCUAGGAUCUAGAGCAACAAUUAGAUUUUAUUAUCAAUGUCCAGUCCUCACGGUAGAUGUGUCUUCCUGAGAGCAAGUGUAGAUCUAUUAUAACCUAAAUUAUUCUACCAUUACUUUUUAUACCACUCCCCUCCCAGGCUUGAUUGUGACAGUGAAGUUUAUGAACCAGCUUUAGAGCAAUAAGUCCUGCUCUGACCAUUAGGUUCUAAAUAUCAUGCGGUAGCUGUUCUCGCUAGGUUCAUAGAAUGUUUUAUUCUAGCUCCAUUUCAUGUUCUAAGAUUUUCUUUUGCUUCUCUGUGCAUGAAGGGAAGUCUCAUUGGUAUAAGUGGUGCUUUUGUGAUUUUUCAGAUUUGAAACAUGAUUUUCCGAGUUAGCUUCAGAGAUGCCUCUUUAACUUACCCAGAAGCAGUAGAUAACUAGGAUUAUUCAUGGGCAUUUAUUGCAGAUUUUGCAUCUCCUUUUUAUGUGCAGUCCAGUACAAUUCUCCCCAAAUUAUUGUCAUAUGUUAUCCGUCCAACAUGCAAAUUUUUAUGAACGUGAUGGACUAUCUCUAUGGGUCAUAAAACAGGAAUUUAGGAUGAUUUCAAAAUUUUCAUGUUUUAAAGUCCACACCAUCUUCAUGAAUUUGGGCGACGGGCUCCGAAUCGCCUAAAGUUUUGUGGGUCCAUCAGAAACGACCUAAUUAACAAUUGUCAUUGCUUUGCCAUGAUGGUUUCUUGUUUCUUGACAUUUUGGGUCACAAAACAAGAAUUCAGGAUGAUUUUUAAUUUUUCGUGUGAUAAUGCUCACGCAAUCUUUGCAUAGACCUUGAGCUCUUUUGAUUAUGCAGCCUGAUCAAAUUCUAUCAAUCUGUGGGUUGUUGUCCUAUGUCUUAUCAUUGAGUGUCCGGCCUAUAAGGCUCGGUAUAUGUAACUGCUCUGCCGUAGUAGGCUCGCUCGGAGGCGCUCAGCCAUACUAGGCUCAAAUGAUCACCCUAUGAAAGCACAAGAAACAGAUCAAUAUUUAAUGUACACAACGAGCCUACUCCCUAUGUGACCUCGAUUGCCUUAUCAUUGAGUGUGACUUAUGUCGUUGUCCUACGUCUUCCGGUGCGACCUAUGAUUUUGGACUAUGUCGUUGGGGGCGGUCAAUGUCUAUGGUCUGUAGCAAGGCAUUUCAAGGUUACUGCUGUUCAUCGGCCUAUGGUGCCUAGUGGGCAAGUCAACAUGUGGCGUGGGACAUGGUAGCCUACACGACCAUUCCGUGCUUCAUUAAUGGCAUACUACAGACCACGUUGCACUCAAAUAUCCGUUUUACCUUGCUCUUGUUGUAUUUUGUGUAUUUCUUGGAGAUCUAGUGGGAUAAAGAGACGCAAGAUGGUUUUACCAUGUCAAUAUUUAGAAAAGUGUAUGUUGUCCUAUUCAAUUUGUUCCCUAAAUUUGUGCACAAUUUUAAUUGUUCUUUAGUAAAAAUUAGAUGACCUAAAAGGUUU